AUGGGCACGCGCAGGUCACACGUGCUGGUGGACACGACGCCGGCCAAGACAAUUCUGGUGUACCGCAACGGGGACGCGUUCUUCGUGGGCCGGUGGUUGGUGGUGCCGCGGCGCCGCGUGCCCACCUUCCAGGCGCUGCUGGAGCAGCUGACCGAGCAGGUGGACGUGCCGUUCGGCGUGCGGCGCCUCUUGACGCCCACACGCGGGCACCCGGUGCGUGAGCCGCAGGCGCUGCAGGCGGGUGGCAAGUACGUGGCGGCCGGCCGCGAGCCCUUCAAGAAGCUCGAUUAUAUUCAUAUAGUUCCCAGGAAACCUGGAAAGAUGAGCAAGUUGAAGGAAAUCAGACCGGUGGUACAUUGUGACCUGAAUGUGCCUUCCAGGUGGCAAACCUUCCAGCGAACGUCCCGGCUCCUCAAUGUUUUCACAAAUGGAAGACUAUUUAUCCCACCCGUAAAAAUUAUCAUACCCAAAUUCAGUCUGACGGAAUGGAAUAGCGUGCUGGCCAUGAUUGGGGAAAAAGUCUUCCCUCUAGGAGGCGUUCAAAAAUUAUUUACCAUGAACGGACAUCUUCUGGACAACUCCAAGGAUCUGCAAGAUAACCACUUUUACGUGGCGGCAGGACCGGAGACCUUCAGAUAUUUCCCUUACUGGAAAUCCUCUAAGGUGCCCAGCGAGGUCCAACGGUGAUGCGCGGACAUCGAGAAAUACUCAAGAGAAAAGAAAGAAGAGGAUUCCAAAGGAAAAGAAACACAUAAGUAUGACAGCAUUCCCCGUAAGGAACGGGAUUCUGUUUUUAACGCCAGAGCGGGGAAGAAGAAGACGCUGGUGGAACCCUCAUUCCAAAGCGGUUCAGAAGGUGACGUGUUUAGAGCCCAGACUCCAAGCGCGGAUGCCCAGGAGGCGCCAGAAGUCAAAGAAGACAGCAGUGUGCAGGUGGAGGUGCUGGUGGACCAGGCGCCGGCUGAGAUAGUCACGGAAGACGAAGAGAUACACGAUAACCCCUCUGAUUUCAAAAGCAUCAAGGAAAAAGAAGAUGAAGGGUCUUAUGAAGAUAACGGAAGAAAGCUCCUGCUGGAAUCGUCGUGUAAGGAUCUUGCCACAGCCAGUGUAUUCGCAAACCCGCGACAGCGCUUUGUUACCGUUGUAAACAUCCACGCUCGCUCCUGGGCUGAGGACCCUCCUGAUCCCCUCGGGGCCUGCCCGUCCUCGCGCCUCUCCCAGCCCCAUCUCCCUCCGGCUCCCGGUGGGUCCCGGGGUAUCUCCGAUGUGUCCGUCACCCUUGUCACCGUGCAGGGAAGGGAGGUCAAGUUCAAGGAGAUGCUCAGAACAAUCCUGAGUUUCAUUCCGGAAGCCACGUGCCAGCUGACGACUACCUUCCCGCUCGGCUCGGAUCCCAGCGUGCUCAUGGCCUCCGAUCCGGCCAGUGGGCGCAGGAAGAAGGGUCCUGGUGGUCGGGGCCCCUGA
This is a messenger RNA of Lynx canadensis (Canada lynx), 1464 nucleotides long. RefSeq names its product doublecortin domain containing 2C (gene DCDC2C). Gene Ontology annotation, biological process: intracellular signal transduction. The transcript has 14 exons. The record is from RefSeq and is a predicted model, not a curated record. Gene Ontology annotation, cellular component: microtubule; microtubule organizing center. Lineage: Eukaryota; Metazoa; Chordata; Mammalia; Carnivora; Felidae.